Molecule: messenger RNA, 1479 nt
Organism: Vollenhovia emeryi
Lineage: Eukaryota; Metazoa; Arthropoda; Insecta; Hymenoptera; Formicidae
Exons: 2
Coding region: 103-1086 (327 amino acids)
Source: RefSeq, a predicted model, not a curated record
CAGGAAGUUGCAUCACACGAUCCAGUCUAGAUCCAACUGGUGGUCGGUGCAUACAAGCGAGAGUGCAAGACCUACGAUCGUCGAGUCAAGAGCAUCGAACACAUGGAGGAGACGAAACCCAAGAAGGUUCGCGCCGGCGACGAAUCCGCGAUCGAUUCGAACAGCCAGUAUGCAGCUGCGUAUUUAAAAACCGGCACCACGAGCGGUGUCAUGUACGAGCUGAAAAUCCUGACUUCAGUCGCAUGGAAGCUGAUGUGCAGUAACGAUGCGAGUAUCGACAAGUGGUGGUUAGCCACGGAGGUGGCUAACGCGCGGGGAUUUCAUGAUCUAGUCUUGAAAUACUCCACUAAUGGCAAACCAAACGGGAGCACCUCCGAUGGAAAGUACAUGUAUCGUUUCAUGCAAAUUAGACACAAGAAGUCGAUGCACAAUGCCAAGUUCAAGAAAUGUCAUUUAACAUCUAUGCACAAGCUUCAUCGUCAGGGCAGCCUGAUUUACCUAUUCAAGUCUUAUGUAAACAUGCUCGACACCUACGAGAAGAUCACACCUGAUCAAAUUGUAGACUUGACAAUUUUCACGAAUAUGGGUAAUGCCGAUUUACAUUUCCUGGUGCCUGUGGAGAACGACAGGCUCUACGGGUUUAAAGGAAUAGGCAAGACAUAUCGUAUUGACAUAAAAGUCUUCCAGAAGCAGCCGCUUAUAAUGGUAUGCUUGCAAAACAUAAUAAGCAAGAAAACUGAUAUGCCCGCUAGAAAAACUCAACGGGAUGACGAGAUCAUAUUUGACUUCUUGAGGAAGUUGGUGUUCGCGUUGGACCAGCCCUCCAAGCCCGAGUUGGAGAAACUGAUCGUCGAAGAAAUGGGCAAGACCUUUAAUGUACCGCAAAUCUUCUACCAUCACUUGUACAAGAAUAUAAUCGACUGGUUUCUUAUUUACAACAAGGGUACAGCGCCGUAUCUCACCGAGGACAGCGUAAUGCAGUAUCUGAAGGACGCGCAGGAUUUGCUGUGGGAAGCGAAGAAGACGGAAAUGCUCGUUGAUCCAGUUUCGAAGAUAGCGGACAAAUUAAAUUUGUUAUCUCUCUAAACAGAGAAAAAGAAAGCGAGCCAAAGGUUUUUCCUUAUUUCUUGCGUAUUGUAGUUUUUGCAUAGUACAUGUGCGUCUUAAGUUUUUCACUACAAAAAUUAUGUUAUUUGGUAAAAUAAUGCAUACAAUACUUUGUAAGAGAAAGUUAUAAUAUCUAUUUGUAAUGUCAAGUCUAAAGCUUUAGAAGAAAGUUGAGGACUUUUGAUCGACUCAUCGAUUCAUUUAAAUUUCAAAGUGCAUUUUAUGAGGUACAGAUAUACAUACGAUGCCACUUCGACAAUACAUGGUAAUACAGUAAAUCAGUAAAGCUAUCUGUUAAAUAUCUGUUCAAUUAUAUGUUGAUACUCCGCCGAGUGGAUCGUUGUAUAAAAAAAAUUUUCUUUAUUUCGAUAA